AUGAGUCUGUCUGUCGAACAACCAAGUACGACCGAAGUUGGUCAACCGGACCUUCCCAAGGAAGUCAACUUGACGAAUUUUCGGAUCGUGAAGUUGAUCGGUAUAGGGAAUGUCGGCCGCGUAUAUUUAGUUCAACUGAAGGGGACAAGCAACUAUUUUGCGAUGAAAGUGUUAGUGAAGAAAGAGAUGGAGAAGCGGAACAAAACAAAUCGGGUGACCACGGAGAGAGACAUAUUGUUGACGACCCGCCACCCCUUUAUAGUUCAUCUCUACUGGUCCUUUUCAACGGAAAUGUGUUUUUAUUUUGUCAUGGACUAUUGCUCCGGGGGAGACUUUUAUCAUACCCUCAAGAUGACAAGUCACCGCUGCUUACCAGAAGAAACAGCGCGAUUUUACUUAGCGGAAGUCUUGUUAGCACUUGAAUACCUGCACUUGAAUGGAAUCAUAUAUCGCGAUUUGAAGCCAGAGAACGUCUUGUUGAAUGGGAAUGGACAUAUCAUGCUCUCAGAUUUCGACUUGAGUAAGACGCAACCAAUCAAAGGAGACAUGGCAAGGGCUAUUAUGUCCGCACACGAACAAUUCAAAAAGGAACCGUCUUAUAUCACUAAUUCAUUUGUGGGGACUGCAGAGUACUUAGCACCAGAAGUCAUUGUCGGGUAUGGACACUCGGGGUCUGUCGAUUGGUGGACUUUUGGGAUAUUCAUGUAUGAAGUCUUAUAUGGAAGAACGCCAUUCUUCUCGAGGAAUCGAGACACCGUCUUCUCACAAAUUCUCGACGGGGAAGUCUUGUUCCCGAAGACUUGGACGUAUCCCGUCUCCGCACAUGCAAGAGACUUGAUUAAAGCACUGCUUAAAACAGAUCCAGAGAAGAGACUCGGCACAAAAAAAGGGGCAGAAGAAAUUAAAAGUCACAAAUUCUUUAGGGGCGUCAAAUUCCAGUUAAUUAGAAACAUCCCUCCACCUAUCGUUCCACAAGUUAAAGGCCCAGAAGACACACACCACUUCAGUGAUGUCGUUGAUAAAGGAGACUUCUUAGCUGAUGAACUUAAGGCGUGCGAACAAGCCGCUACGACAAACCCUGCCUCAAACCCCACUCAGCUCCAGUCUCAAAGUACUACACAACAACAGGCUCAGCCUCAAACGACUUCAACAACACAAGCGACUAUCGUUCUUGGGGAGAACUUACAGAAAUAA
Messenger RNA from Entamoeba invadens IP1, 1194 nucleotides. RefSeq names its product serine/threonine protein kinase nrc-2, putative. Gene Ontology annotation, molecular function: protein serine/threonine kinase activity; ATP binding. The transcript has a single exon. Bases 1 to 1194 code for a protein of 397 amino acids. NCBI's taxonomy places the organism in Eukaryota, Evosea, Mastigamoebida, Endamoebidae. The record is from RefSeq and is a predicted model, not a curated record. Gene Ontology annotation, cellular component: nucleus; plasma membrane; cytoplasm. Gene Ontology annotation, biological process: protein phosphorylation.